Molecule: messenger RNA, 1008 nt
Organism: Mercurialis annua (annual mercury)
Lineage: Eukaryota; Viridiplantae; Streptophyta; Magnoliopsida; Malpighiales; Euphorbiaceae
Product: probable carboxylesterase 17
Exons: 2
Coding region: 68-922 (284 amino acids)
Molecular function (GO): hydrolase activity
Source: RefSeq, a predicted model, not a curated record
CUCACACAUAUGCAUUUAUUUACAAUUCUCACACAUUUUUUCCAUAGCCAUAAUAACACCAAAGAAAAUGUCUUUAGUUGCAGAAGCAUCUGAUUUCCUCCAAGUCUUCUCCGACGGAACUGUAAAACGCUUUGCACCAGACAUAGUCACAUCUGCAAUGCAACCAAAAAAUGCAUACAAAUUCAAAGACCUUGUAAUCCACCCAUCAAAGCCUAUAACUGCAAGACUAUUCCUCCCUGAAUCUUCUGAGCCCAAGCCAUUUCCUGUUCUGGUUUACUUUCACGGCGGUGGCUUCUGCAUUGGCUCAACCACAUGGCUCGGUUACCACCACUUUCUAGGAGACUUGUCAGUCACUUCUCAGUCUAUCAUCCUCUCGAUUGACUACCGUUUAGCCCCGGAGAAUCGCCUUCCUAUAGCUUAUGAGGAUUGUUAUUCUUCACUUGAGUGGCUAUCUCUUCAGGUUGGUAACGAACCUUGGCUCAAGCAAGCUGAUCUCUCGCGUGUUUUCCUCUCCGGUGACAGCGCGGGAGGGAACAUUGCUCACCAUGUCGGUAUGAGGGCGAUACGGUGCAGAGUUCCUUGUGUUACAAUCAAGGGGUUGUUGUUGAUACAUCCGUAUUUUGGAAGCGAAAAAAGGACUGAGAAAGAGAUGAGCGACGGAGCAGCGAGUGAUGUUGAGAUGAAUGAUAUGUUUUGGGGAUUAAGCCUGCCAGAAGGAGCGAAUCGCGAUUACUACGGGUGCAAUUUCGAGAUGCAUUAUGUGUCUGCAGCGGAAUGGAGCGAGUUUCCGGCUGCGGUUGUUUACGUGGCUGGUUUGGACUUUUUGAAGGAAAGGGGAGUAAUCAACUCGCUUGCUCCAACAACAUAUGACCAACUUCAUCAAGAACCAUUAGUAAUUGCUGCUGAUGAUUAUCACCAAUGAUAUCAGAGAUCUCAUUAGAAUUUUCAUUUUCAUUGUGUUUUGGUAAUAAUACUAGACAUGAAUUUAAGCAAUUCCAAUUCCAAUAA